UUUUGGCUUCACUUUACAGGAGCAGCAGUUCCGGAAGUAAACAUUUCUUCCGCCAUCACUAGUAGACAUGAUGGAGUGUUGGCUAGCAGCUAACGCUAGCUUCCCACUAAUUUUGAACAUAUAUCUACACCGGCAUAAGUAAACUUCCCAGCCCGGCUCCUACUCCUGCUCCAGGGGACAUGGAGCUCUCGUCCCCUCGGCUUUUACCUCCAGCCCGGGAUGAACCGCUGCCUGUGGCCGGCAGGAGGGACUCCAGCGGGGAUUCAGAGGGAUGUCCCGGCCGGAGCACGAAGACGCACUUCCGCGUCUGCCGCUUCAUUAUGGAGACAGGAGUGAAGCUGGGUAUGCGCUCGGUGCCUGUGGCCACAGCGUGCGUGCUGUACCACCGUUUCUUUGAACGGGCCAGCGUCCACUCGUACGAACCCUACCUGGUGGCCAUGAGCUGCGUGUACCUGGCCGGCAAAGUGGAGGAGCAGCACAUCAGGACUCGUGACAUCAUCAACGUGAGCCACAGGUAUUUCAACAGCGGCAGCGCUCCUCUCGAAUGUGACAAGGAGUUCUGGGACCUGAGGGACAGCGUGGUGCAGUGUGAGCUCCUCAUCCUCCGACAGCUCAACUUCCACAUCUCCUUUGAACACCCUCACAAGUAUUUGCUCCACUACCUGCUCUCCGUGAAGUCGCUCGUGAACCGCCACGCUUGGUCUCGAACCCCCGUGGCCGAGACGUCCUGGGCGUUGCUCAGGGACUGUUACCACGGAGCCAUGUGCAUCCACCACACACCCCAACACAUCGCCAUAGCAACCCUUUACCUGGCUCUGAACAGCUACGGGGUGGAGAUGCCUGUCGGGGAGAAGGACUGGUGGCAGGUGCUGUGCGAGGACGUAACCAAGGCGGACAUCGACGCUGUGAUCUUAGACCUCCUCCAGCUCUACGACAUGGAGGCCAAGUGUAUCUGAAGGACGCGCAGACGGGAACCGCGACCAAAAGUUUCGUGUGUCCGAGCGUGAACGCGUGUUGUUCUGAAAGCAAAGAAUGUCUGGGUUCAGGUGUGUUUGUGUGUCUGUAUGUGAAGCAGAAGAGCUCUUGUUGCUGCCCCAGUUAGUCCCUGAGCUGUGACAAAAAAACAAAAAAAAAAAAAAAAAAACACACACAAAAAAAAAACAGUGCACCUGCAGUACCGACUCCUGCCACCAUGGGGAGACAUUUCCCGCUUUCUCUAACGUCUCAGCCCUGCAGAAUAUUGAUGUGCUCUGGGAUACUCUCUCCAGCACCAGGUCUCCAUAAAAAAAAAAAAACAUCCCGUCUCCGUGACGUGUUUUAACUACAAAUAUGGAUUUUUUGGAGAGAUCCGUAAAACUGCAUGGACAUUGUCACCACAGUACUCAGAUUAGAUGAAGAUGCAUAAUGUUUUCUAAUUUAAUUAUAAUCAAGCAGGCAAAACAUGUAUGGAGCCGUAAUCAUCUUCAUGUUUUAGUUCAACGGUUUCAUUACAAAAUACUUUCCUGAGUUCAAACUGUAUCACUGCUGGUGACAUUAUAAAGGUCACGUGGUCCUGAAUGAUGUUCUACGUCUUCUUUCUUGGUGAUGUAUUGUACAGUUUGUGUCUUGUAAAUAAAAUAAUUGGUUACGUUUUUA
This is a messenger RNA of Mugil cephalus (flathead mullet), 1635 nucleotides long. RefSeq names its product cyclin Q (gene ccnq). The transcript has 6 exons. NCBI's taxonomy places the organism in Eukaryota, Metazoa, Chordata, Actinopteri, Mugiliformes, Mugilidae. Bases 180 to 956 code for a protein of 258 amino acids. Gene Ontology annotation, biological process: regulation of transcription by RNA polymerase II. Gene Ontology annotation, cellular component: nucleus. Gene Ontology annotation, molecular function: cyclin-dependent protein serine/threonine kinase regulator activity. The record is from RefSeq and is a predicted model, not a curated record.